GCUUUUCUUCUUCUUUGUCCCUCCUCUCCCUCUCUCUCUCUCUCUCUCUCUCCACCCAUCGAGAGCCAUGGCGAAGCCAACCUCUCGUUCCUGGUUCAGACCUAUAACCGCCCUCCUAACACCACGAGGAGAGACCCUCUGGUACUUUCUCGCCCUCCUUUCCGUCCUCUCCCUCGUUGGCCAAGAACUCAACCGCUGCUCGGCCCUCGCCACUGCAGCUGACUUCGAAGGCUUCGGCGACGAAGGUGAAGAAGAAGAGAUCUCCGAUUCCCAACAAAUUUCCGAUCUACCCUUCCUUUCACCGGUCCCUCCUCCUCCCGUCACCAAAUCCGACUUCGAGACUCAUCACGGCCCACCACAGUCCGCUACGUCACCGCCCUCACCCGCCUCCUCCGAUCCCUCACCUAAAGGCUUCGACUACUGGGACGAAGAUGAAUUCGAAGGAAUUCCCAUCACCGAAUCCUCGCAAACGCCGCAAGAAACCACCACCCCAUCUUCCCCGGCCGAGGAUCCCAAACCCGAAAUUUCGCCGCCAAAGAUUCGGUCUUACACUAUCGAGAUCGUCUGCAUCAGUUUCUUGACCUGUUUUGUGAUAAAUUAUUUUACCGGUAAGCGAGAGAAUGAGAACAUCGCUUUGGCUUGGGCGUCCAAGUUUGCCACCAAGGAUUCGAUUUUUGAUAAGAAUUUCAGUUUGUUGGGUACUGGUGAUGGUACGGAUACUCCAUUACUGUUGAAAGAAGGGCCGAAUGUGUUUAAGUUUUAUGCCAGCGGGAGGAGGUACUGUCAUGGUAUGUUGGCCACCAUGGAGCUUCAGAGUCGCCAUGACUUGAUUUCGAGGAUUUAUAAUUUGAUUGUGCCGAGUAAGGAUGAGAUUAGUUUUGAAGUUUAUUUGAAUGACGAUGCCAUGGAUCAAGUGGUUUUUGCGCUUGCGAAGAAGAAGGCUGCUAAAGUGAUUCAGAAGGAGGUGAGGGAUCUUCAGAGGUAUGCGAGUUUGGUUUCUCCACCGAGUAAUCGGAAAUGGAUUGUCGAGGAUUUGGCUGUUAUCUCCGAGUCCAGGGAGGUUGGUGGAGAUUUGAUCACCGAGACCGUUCUUGAUCAGGUCUUUGGUGAUAAAGCAUUUGAGAAAUUUGGAAAAGGGUUCAUCUUGAUGCAUUUUUCUGAUCAAUACCCAGACACAAACAGGAAAAUGCUAUUUUUCAAGUUUGCUCUUCCAGAUGCUAAGCACAUGGCUGACAUGACCCGAUUGGUGGCUCUUGUACCAUACUACAUUGAUUUGAUUGGGCGUUACAAAGUCAGUUCACAGGUCCGCUCUAAAACAGAAGCAGCCAGGUCAAAGGUUGCCCAAGAGAUAUACAAGGAGAAUCUAAAUGCUAGGCAGGAAGCUUUGCAGAAAAGGAAGGCGGAGAAGAAAAAGAUCGAGGAGGCUGAGGCGAAACUCAGUGCAGAAGCACUUCGUAAAAGAGAAGCAAAAGAGAGAACACGUCAGAUGAAAAAGGCAAUGCCAAAAGUGAAGAUGACCCGUGCUCACUAGAUCUUAGAUCCCUUCUGGUUGCUUGCAACAUUGCAACUAUAUGGUUAUCUCAUUCCCACUCGUAAAAUUCUUGCUUGGAAUGCAGUCAACUAUUUGGACUUCAGAAUCGUAUUUCAUUUUCUCAUAUCCUAGAUAAGUAGUUUCUUCAUCAUGCAGCUGUGUACUUAGUCAUUGAUUGUAUAUGUUAGCCAGUGUAGCCAUUAAAAGAUUUUGGGGGAUUAACCGAUUGACUCAUUGAGGAAACUCAACCAGGCCUCUGCCUCUCCCAGGUUUUUAGGUAAAACACUUGAGCAUCCAAUUUGAAGUGUGUGAGGGCACUCAAUUUGAAGACUAAUGGGAACUGUUGAGCAUAUUCUGGAUCUUCUUCAUUUUGACUCUUGAUGUAGUUUUUGUUUCUGGGAGUCUUGAAUGUUUGGCUUGUGAACACUCUGAGGAGGAAAGUUAAAUGGUUUAAUGAGUUGGACAAGUGGAAGAGGCCUCAAGCUUCAGUUACAGGCCGCCUUUCCUUGUUUAUGGAUCAA
Molecule: messenger RNA, 2052 nt
Organism: Macadamia integrifolia
Lineage: Eukaryota; Viridiplantae; Streptophyta; Magnoliopsida; Proteales; Proteaceae
Exons: 3
Coding region: 68-1531 (487 amino acids)
Biological process (GO): endoplasmic reticulum calcium ion homeostasis
Cellular component (GO): endoplasmic reticulum
Molecular function (GO): calcium ion binding
Source: RefSeq, a predicted model, not a curated record